AUGGGUUCCCCGUCGGAAGACUCCUUCACCGAUAUUUACCGAAGAUUUUUUUCACUCGAAGAAGACGCGGAGGAGGAAGAAGCAGUUACGAGUGCAUCCGGGUGUUUUAACGAUAUUAAUACGUUAGAGGCUUCACCAUUAUUAGAGAGCUACAUUUAUGGAACUAUACCAAAGACCGGUUUUCAUGCGAACAGGAACGACUACGAGCAUGGCUACUAUUUGGGCGAUGGUUUAUACCCGGAGUAUUCGAUUAUUGUUAAAACGUUUUCUGAAACGUUCGAUGAGAAAAAAAAAGCGGAUUUGGUUGAGCAUGCUUGGGCGAUUCACCCAAUGCGAUACAACGGUGACGACGAAGAAGAUUCCGAGGAAGAACAAGGUGAGGAAUUCGAAGACGGGAACUUUGAAGACGUAGGUUUGGAUGCUGGAGAAAACGAAGAGGAAGAAGGAGAGAACGACAGUGAAGACGGAGAAUAA
Messenger RNA from Helianthus annuus (common sunflower), 474 nucleotides. RefSeq names its product acidic leucine-rich nuclear phosphoprotein 32 family member B-like. The record is from RefSeq and is a predicted model, not a curated record. The coding region runs from base 1 to 474 and encodes 157 amino acids. The transcript has 3 exons. NCBI's taxonomy places the organism in Eukaryota, Viridiplantae, Streptophyta, Magnoliopsida, Asterales, Asteraceae.